AUGGAUUCAGAGCAGAAGCACAUUCAUGCAGCAAAUGGCGGCCACCCCAGUCCAACAACAGUAGUACACGACGCAGAGACAUUGUCGGCUGGCUCAACAGCAAGGAACGGGUCAACAACAAAAAUCUUGGAAACUCACAGUGGAUUGGAAAAGGACUUUUCACGGCCAGAUGGUUACGGCAAUGGAUUCCCUGGGCACCACACCCUAGAUGCCUCGGUUGACUCCAACACGGCGCUUCAUCACAUCCGGACAGCAGGCAGCAUCUCCAUCUCCCCAGAGCUAUUUGAGAAACUGUACCUCGCGCCUGAAAGCAAAGUGAAGGGCGAAUUGCGAAAGACGUUUGGUAACCCUACGCCACUUGCUAUCAUUGGGUUCUUGCUGUGCCUCCAUCCACUGAGUAUGACUCUCAUGGGAUGGAGAGGCGCUGGAGGCGGCGGUGCAGCAAACAUUGGGUGGUACUACUUUGCUGGCGGCCUUUUGAUGACGCUGGGCGGCCUUGGUGAAUGGAUCCUAGGGAACACCUUUCCCUUUGUCGUCUUCUGCUCAUUCGGCGCUUAUUGGCUGGGCUUUGCUGCUACCCUGCAGCCUUUUUACAAUGCGUAUGGGGCCUACAAAAAUCCCUCUGUCCAAACCAGCACGGGCCUCGAGUCAGCUGGCUUCAACGUCGGUAUUGGCUACAUGCUCAUCAUGAUGGGCAUACUGUGCCUCGUCUUCCUCGUAUGCUCUAUUCGUACAAAUUUGGUCUUCUUCCUCAUCUUCUUCACCCUAGUACCGGCGUUUGGUCUCUUGGCCGGUAGCUAUAUGUAUAUCGCCCAGGGCAGACUUUCUCUUGCCUCAAAGCUUGCAGAAGCCGGUGGAGCAUUUUGCUUUGUUGCCUGCCUCUGCGGAUGGUACAUCUUCUUUGCCAUUAUGCUGGCCAGCGUUGACUUCCCAUUUGACCUGCCUAUCGUGGACCUGUCCAGCGUAGUCAAGGGAGCCAGCGAUAAACGCAAGGUCGAGCACGUCGACUGA
Exserohilum turcica Et28A is the source of this 1011-nucleotide messenger RNA. RefSeq lists its product as uncharacterized. The record is from RefSeq and is a predicted model, not a curated record. Lineage: Eukaryota; Fungi; Ascomycota; Dothideomycetes; Pleosporales; Pleosporaceae. Bases 1 to 1011 code for a protein of 336 amino acids. The transcript has 6 exons. Gene Ontology annotation, molecular function: acetate transmembrane transporter activity. Gene Ontology annotation, cellular component: plasma membrane.